This is a messenger RNA of Echinostoma caproni, 345 nucleotides long. Lineage: Eukaryota; Metazoa; Platyhelminthes; Trematoda; Plagiorchiida; Echinostomatidae. The record is from the annotation of a GenBank genome assembly.
AUGCUACGAUCCAAGGUGAUAAACGCUAUGGGAAACUUGGAUGGAAGCCCAAACAACGCAGGACUAUUGUUUCUUCAAGCCUCAGCCGUCACUUCGUCCGGCAAGGAUUUGGGUCAAUUAAUGUUACCUGUUGCAAAUCGCUCUUACGCAUCUGGUCCCUCACCAAUCUUGUUUCAGUGGGUCGACGGAGAAACGGCUUCACAAAAUACAAACCCUGUGGCUUGCCAACGAUUGGCCAAGGAGUUUGAAAUGUUGGUGAAAAAUCCUCUGGUUGGAUGCCAAGCGAAACCGAAAAACGGUGACAGUAAUCUGGAACACGGAGAUAUUACAUGUGAAUAUCCGUAA